Argentina anserina (silverweed cinquefoil) is the source of this 1161-nucleotide messenger RNA. Its product is annotated as two-component response regulator-like APRR5. Gene Ontology annotation, biological process: regulation of flower development. The record is from RefSeq and is a predicted model, not a curated record. The transcript is spliced from 4 exons. Lineage: Eukaryota; Viridiplantae; Streptophyta; Magnoliopsida; Rosales; Rosaceae. Gene Ontology annotation, molecular function: protein binding; DNA-binding transcription factor activity. Bases 1 to 1161 code for a protein of 386 amino acids. Gene Ontology annotation, cellular component: nucleus.
AUGUCAGUGUUCUUUGUCUCUUUUCACAACAGAAGAAGCUUAAAAACAAAAGCUACACAUUUUUCUUCUACAACACUACCUAACUUUCCUGCUCUGUUUCCUUUUGGGGUUCCAGUUUCAGAUCACCAGAGAAAGCAAUUUGGGUUGUCUCCAAUGUCUUCUGAUCUCUUUGUUGACGAUGGCUCCUUCUAUCGCCAUGCCUUUGAAUCAGACCCCUUCUCAGACCCCUUCUCUCCUUUCCCAGACUCAGCCAUUGAUAUCCUCCAUGCAUUCUCAGACCACCAAAACCAAGUUGAGGAUCAGCCUCAUUCUCUUGAGCAAAGCUCUCCGAAUCCUGUUUCUUCUUCACCCCCAAAUUCCCAGUUGGAAAAUUUGAGCCUUUACCAGGAAACCCAUCUGAGCCCCUUUGACAAUGGUCUCAAUUUGGAAAAUUUCUCAGCUUUGGACAAUUUGGAGGUUAAAACUGAGCAAUGUCAUUUGGCUUUUGACCAAAAUGCUUAUAGCUACAACCCCCAAGUUACUCAACAAGCUUUUGCUCCUCAUAGCUACAGUGGUGGUGCAGAACAUGUGGCCAAGUUUAUGCAGAGGAGUUACAGCAGCAACUGCUUUGAUGGAAAGCCUGGUUUUGUUUUCCAACCUUGCUUUGAUUCUCUCAUGGAGUCCCCAAAUUUUCAGAGCCAAGCAGCCUCCUUGAGCUCACCUGAGAGCAGCUAUCUGACUAGUCACAUGAGGAGGGUUUCCAGCACCGGAGAUUUGCAAAACUCCAGAACAGCUCGUAAUCCUCGAGAGAGCACAGCUAUGGAGGAAGCUGGGAACUUCAAGAUGGGAAAGUACACUGCAGAAGAGAGAAAGGAAAGGAUUUCAAAGUACAAAGCCAAGAGAGCACAGAGAAACUUCAACAAGACUAUUAAGUAUGCAUGCCGGAAGACACUAGCAGACAACCGUCCACGCAUACGUGGACGAUUUGCGAGAAAUGAUGAUACUAGUGAGAAUCUCAAACCUGCAUGUUCAACCAGAGAAGAAGACGAAGACGAUCUCUGGAUUGAAGGGUUGAAUAAUGUAGAGGACGAAUUAGGGGAAAGGGUAGUAAGAGGAGGACAGCAAUUUAUGAAGAACAACAAUGAACCUCAACAGUUCCGGUACUUUGGCUAUUAUCAUUGA